Molecule: messenger RNA, 1829 nt
Organism: Misgurnus anguillicaudatus (oriental weatherfish)
Lineage: Eukaryota; Metazoa; Chordata; Actinopteri; Cypriniformes; Cobitidae
Source: RefSeq, a predicted model, not a curated record
GAGAACUCUCAGCUUCAAUGUGUUCAGUGUUGACCUACAUACUGCUGAUGUCAGAAGAGGUGAUGGAUAAGUUUGACAUGAAGAUGUACAACACAUCACCUGCAAACUACAUGAGACUGAUCCCAGCUGUGAGAUGCUGCAGAAAAGCUGAAUUGACAGACUGUACUUUCUCUGUGGAGUGCUGUGAAAGUUUAUCAUCAGCUCUACAAUCAUCAAAUUCUCCUCUCAUAGAGCUGAACCUGAGUUACAAUAACCUGCAGGAUUCAGGAGUGAAGCUGAUCUCUGAUGGGCUGAAGAGUCCACACUGUAAACUGGAGAUACUGAGAUUAUGUGACUGCAGGGUGACAGAAGUAGGCUUUUCUUAUCUGGCUUCAGCUCUGAGGUUAAACCCCUAUCACAUAAGAGAUCUGGAUCUGAGCUUCAGUCACCCAGACGUCUCAGGAGUAAAGCUGCUUUCUGCACUAAUGGAAGAUCCAUGCUGUAGACUGGAAAAACUCAAAUUGACAGGCUGUAAUCUCACUACUGAGUGCUGUGCACUUUUAUCAUCAGCUCUACAAUCAUCAAACUCUCAUCUGAAAUUGCUGGACCUGAGUUUAAAUCACUUACAGGAUUUAGGAGUGAAGCUGAUCUCUGGUGGACUGAAGAGCCCACAAUGUAUACUGGAGAAAUUGAGAUUAUAUGGCUGUAAAUUGACCGAAAACGGCUUUUCUUAUCUGGCAUCAGCUCUGAAGUCAAACCCAUCACACCUAAGAGAGUUGGAUUUGAGCCAUAAUCUCUCAGGAGUGUCAGGAUUGAAGAUGCUUUUUGAUCUUGUGAAAGAUCCAAACUACAGACUGGAGAAUCUUGAAGACCUGUGAUCUCACACUGGAUUCAAGCACAGCACAUAAUGAGAAGCUAUAAGAGAUUGAAUGUGUGUGUUCAGGUUUUGUGUAGAGAGACGCUGUCUCAACACUCUUACUGGGAAACUGAAUGAAGUGGAUUGAUGAAUCUGCAAAAAGAUGGAGUAUUGACUUCAAGUCCUAGAGUCUGAGCUGCUCUGACUUGGUUUGGUUUCUGGCACAGUUAUAUGCUUUCCCCACAUAUUUCUUUCAAAGAGGAAAUACACUUAGUAAGAUGAUAAAGACUUAUUACUUAAAAUUACUUCACAUUUACACCUAUUUAUUAAAGGUAGAGCGGAAGAUUUUCUUUUUCCGGGUGGAUCAUCAAGAUUAUUGGUCAUCCUAGUUUUCAAUCAUUCAGAUGAUAUGUUGACGUAAGGUCAACAUGAAGGUACGUGCUCGUCCCUAGGUUCGCUUUCUGCACAUGCGCACUUUGAGGUGUAUAUGUGUGGUGGGCUACGACUUCAGCCAUUCAUUGAAACUCGCGUUCUCACCGUGUUUUUUCAAAAUGUCUGAUGGUCGCAAGAGAAAAAGUGUCUACAAAUUGCAUGACAAGAAGAGAAAGGCCUCUGAAGAAAGAAACAAGACCAGAGUGUUUUUGGGAGAAUAUUUCACAUGCUGGCAUUGUGAAAUAUUGUAAGUUAUUUGAACAAACCAUAAUUACAUAUUAAACUACUCCAUAUAUUGAGUAUUCCCAGUUAACAGACAAAAGUUCUAAGAACGUUCCCUGUAAGAACCCAACAUUCCGCCAAUGUAAAAAGUGUCCAGUUUUCUUGACAUUCUAGGAACGUUUUUGUGUUGUGUGAACACUGGAGGAAUGUUACAUUUUACCAUUUUCAAACGUUAUGACAAUGUCAUGUUUUAAUCUUCACACAAUGUUUAAAACAACAACUGUUUAUUAUAUUGACUUGUUUGAUUGUUAUGUAAAUAAUAAAGAAACAUUGCAUUUUA